AACUCCAGCCACCAGAAUUGUAAAGCGAUGAGGGACAGUUUAAUGUACACUGGAAAAUUAUGCAGCAAAUGGAUUGCAUUGCCCCUAUCUUUUCAGCCUGGUUUCUUUAAAGAAAAUCGUCGGUGUCAACUGGCUUGGGUUUUUGUAAUCGCUGCAUUUUGCAUAGCCGUCAGUGGAAACUUUUAUCAAACAGUUGAUAGUGUCUUCUGAUUAAUGUAGGCUCGUCAGCUUCCUACAUGAUAGGUUCUUCACAGGAUGCAACAGUCUAAGGGAAAUUGCCCCACGACUUUCAAGAUAAAUACUCUAACCAAAACACAUACGAGGCAGGUCUCUUCCUCUUCCAGUUAAGAACUAGUUUUGGUCUUAUCUUUCUGACAUCUGACGUUCUCCCAUCUUUUAUUUAUUAGUGCAAGAUUUGUUAAAAUAGGUACCUUCAUAGAGAAAAUAAUUUCAUUUUCAUUGUGUAGUAAGGGUGCUUAAUAUUUUGAGUGCUAGGAUGCAUACUCUGAGCACACUUGGCUGAAACAUUUGUAACAGGCAUUGGCAGACGGUCUUACAGAGCACCAGAAGGGACAUCCUAUUUAUUCUAGGCUGGAUUAAGUCAUUGGGAUCAACAAGCCAAAAAUGCCAUCAGAGAAAAACAAAUGAAGUGGAAGACACUGGUGGGAGAAAGACAUACCUUGUGAAAGAUAAAACGACAAAAUACCAAGACCUAGGAUCACACCAUCCAGUCUGUUUUCUGCUGCUGCUGCUGCUGCUGCACAGUGCAAAAAAGAGCAAUGAGAACAAAAAUGAACCUGGACCCUGGUACCGGCCUGGUGACCCAGUACUCAGCCUCACAACCAGACAUUUCCUAUGGUUCUGCUUGGAAGUGCAAGCGUAAGAGGCAAAUGCAGUUAAAGAACAAGCCGUUACCUCCUCUACCUGCUGAGGCCUUGGAAGACUACACAAAAAAUCCCAGAGUUAUUGCACUCUAUGACUUUUUUGCUAGAGGACCUUCGGAUUUACCGCUCAAGAAGUCAGAAGAAUACAUUAUCCUCGAACAGUAUGAUCCCCACUGGUGGAAGGCAAGAGACCAACAUGGGAAUGAAGGUCUAAUUCCCAGCAACUAUGUUACCGAGAACAAGAAAAGUAAUUUAGAAACAUAUGAGUGGUACUGCAAAAACAUAAACAGAAGCCAGGCAGAACUUCUCUUGCGCCAGAAGGCCAAAGAAGGUGCGUUUGUUGUCAGAGAUUCAAGCCAACAGGGACUUCUUACGCUGUCCAUGUAUUCGCAAGCCAAAGGAAGUCAUAAUGGAGAUAUUCGACAUUAUCAAAUUAAGAAAAACCACUUGGGACAAUAUUAUGUAGCAGAAAAAUAUCUCUUUUCAUCUGUUCCGGAACUCAUCGAGUAUCAUCAACACAAUGCUGCAGGCCUUAUCACUCGUCUCCGACAUCCAAUUGGAUCAGAUGGAUGUUCUUCACCAGCAACAGCAGGAUUUAGUUAUGAGGAGUGGGAAUUAAACCCAUCUGAACUGACGUUCAUGAAAGAACUUGGACGUGGGCAGUUUGGAGUCGUUCAGCUGGGCAAAUGGAAAGCAACCAUCAAGGUUGCCAUCAAAACAAUCAAUGAAGGUGCAAUGUCUGAAGAUGAUUUCAUCGAGGAGGCCAAAGUGAUGAUGAAACUCUCCCACCCGAAGCUGGUCCAGCUUUAUGGAGUGUGCACACACCACAAGCCUCUCUAUGUUGUGACCGAAUUCAUGGAAAACGGCUGCCUGCUCAACUACCUUCGGCAGCGGCGAGGGAAACUCGGCAGAGACAUGCUGCUGAGCAUGUGCCAGGAUGUGUGCGAAGGGAUGGAAUACCUGGAAAGAAAUAGCUUUAUUCACCGUGAUUUAGCUGCAAGAAACUGUUUAGUCAACGCUGAGCACAUCGUUAAAGUAUCCGACUUCGGCAUGGCGAGGUAUGUCAUUGAUGACGAAUACAUCAGCUCUUCAGGUGCCAAGUUUCCAGUCAAAUGGUCAUCUCCCGAAGUCUUUCAUUUCAAAAAAUAUAGCAGCAAAUCAGAUGUCUGGUCAUUUGGUGUACUGAUGUGGGAAGUUUUCACAGAAGGCAAAAUGCCUUUUGAAAGCAAGUCAAAUUCUGAAGUUGUCCGUGAGAUUUCUCAGGGUAACCGACUUUAUCGACCCCAUUUGGCAUCCUAUACCGUGUACAAAGUCAUGUACAGCUGCUGGCACGAGAAACCUGAAGGACGUCCUACUUUUGCAGAGUUAAUAGAGACCCUCACAGAUAUAACGGAGAUGGGCUAAUGGGCGCUUUUACGUGAAUGUUUUACUGAAAGGUUAUCAUUAAGCAUGUCAGUAACAUAGCCGAUAAAGAAAACCUCAGCCUUUUGCAGCAGUCUCCACUUAAACUGCAGUACCAACACCCUACAUACUGAAGCAGCUGUUCAGGCUUGGCCUAAUUUUUACUCAUUUGAGAAAGAUACCUCAGCAGACUGGUUCGGGACUCUCAAGGCUCUGUUUUCAUCAUUAGGGAAAAAAAUCUGACUGGAAAGAAGUAACCAAGCUUACUUACCAUACAGGCCUUUUUAUUUAUUCUUUUUGUCAGAGCUACACUAAUUCUUGUAACAAUAUUAUUAAAUUAUUCGGUACCAAAUAUGACUCGCGCACUGGGGAAUACUGAUUGGAAGCAGCAAUUAAUGAUGGAGGUACCUCUGCUAAAGCUCUAGCUAGGUCACGUUUAAAGGCAAGCCCUUUUGCUGCGAAGCAUGCAGCACUGAAGCAACGGAGCAGCCUUUCAGAAGGGGCAUCAAGCGAAGUCCCAACCGCCGGAGCAGCACCCACGCGUGUGGAGAAAGACGGGCAAAGGCAGCAAAGGGAGCAGUCGUCAUUUAGCAGCUCCCAAGUCACAACUCAGCCGCUGGAAAGGUUGAGCAUCCCUGAAGCAUUUUAAACCUGCGUGGCAACUUAAGGUGCCUUCUCUACCGAUUCUGUAUAAAAGAAGGGGAGUGAGGAUUAUUUUAUCCAAACCUCUCCCACAAUUUUCCAGUAUCGUCUCCCACUUCUUGCCUGCUGCUGCCGACUCAAACGCCCACACUCGCCGUAGUCCUCCCCUUGCAAGCGCCCAGAAUGGUUACUGGGACACGUUAAAGCUGACGGUAAAAUAAAGUGCUUUGAAUUAGUCUAGCUCACAUGGAUCCUGUGAUACCUGACACGGACAACCCUACUUCUUAUGUUAUUAUUCACUUUUAAUUUUAAAUCUGAACUUUGGUCGACACAAAUAUAUUCUAGAGAAGAAAAAAGGCAGAUGCAGUUAAUAGUUGUGUAAUAUAAA
Messenger RNA from Chroicocephalus ridibundus (black-headed gull), 3315 nucleotides. RefSeq names its product tyrosine-protein kinase TXK-like. Gene Ontology annotation, biological process: adaptive immune response; protein phosphorylation; T cell receptor signaling pathway. The transcript has 15 exons. Lineage: Eukaryota; Metazoa; Chordata; Aves; Charadriiformes; Laridae. The record is from RefSeq and is a predicted model, not a curated record. Gene Ontology annotation, cellular component: plasma membrane. Gene Ontology annotation, molecular function: protein binding; non-membrane spanning protein tyrosine kinase activity; ATP binding. The coding region runs from base 780 to 2288 and encodes 502 amino acids.